Orbicella faveolata is the source of this 3051-nucleotide messenger RNA. RefSeq names its product deoxyhypusine hydroxylase-like. The record is from RefSeq and is a predicted model, not a curated record. Lineage: Eukaryota; Metazoa; Cnidaria; Anthozoa; Scleractinia; Merulinidae. Gene Ontology annotation, molecular function: deoxyhypusine monooxygenase activity. Gene Ontology annotation, biological process: peptidyl-hypusine biosynthetic process.
CCUGAACGAUUCCUGAACCACGUUUUUGGCGAUAUUAGAGUAUUGCUAGCGAUUUAUCACCAAUAUUUAUGCUCGCUUGUUUAAACCAUGGUAAAUUCGUCAAAUGUGCAACAAAUAGGACUUCAACUCGCGGAUCAAAACCGACCAUUAACAGACAGAUUCCGUGCUUUGUUCACACUGAGAAAUCUUGGUGGACAUGAAGCUAUCGACUGCAUUUUUAAGUGUUUUGAUGACCCCUCAGCUUUAUUAAAACAUGAGUUGGCGUACUGUCUGGGACAAAUGCAGGAUGAAUAUGCAAUUCCAGGAUUAAUCAGGGUUCUACAAGACAAGAAUCAAGAACCCAUGGUUAGACAUGAGGCUGGUGAGGCACUUGGUGCCAUUGGAUCUGCUGAUGUUCUCAACAUCUUGAGAGAGUACGCCAAUGACCCACAGAUAGAGGUGGCAGAAACUUGUCAGCUCGCUGUACAGAGAAUAGAAUGGCUGAAAGAGAAGUGCUCACAAGAAAAUGACCACCUAAGCUCAAACCCCUAUAAGUCUGUGGAUCCUGCCCCACCCUCCAUGGUGCUGGACACUGAUACGUUACAGAACACAUUGCUUGAUGAAACUCGUCCACUUUUUGACAGAUAUAGGGCAAUGUUCUCACUGCGUAACAAGGGAGAUAAUGAAUCAGUACUGGCCUUGGCCAGAGGACUCAAGUGCAGCAGUGCAUUAUUCAGGCAUGAAAUUGCUUAUGUCCUUGGACAGAUGCAACACGAGGCAGCCAUUCCUCAGCUAAUACAGAAUCUUGAAGAUCUGAAGGAAAACCCAAUGGUGAGACAUGAAUGUGCUGAGGCAUUAGGUUCAAUAGCUAAGGAUCAAUGUUUGGCAGCCUUAGAAAAGUAUUCAAGGGAUCAAGAAAGAGUCGUGAAGGAAAGUUGUGUUGUUGCACUGGACAUGUAUAAUUAUGAGCAGAGCAGUGAGUUUCAGUACGCAGAUUCAUUGGUCAAAAUCAACGAAACAUAAAUCACCAGGAGCAGGUGCAAUAAAAAUAAGAAUUUCAAGAACUCCGGUUGGUAGGAUGCUAAGCUGCGGCUCAAUUUCUCAGUGCUGCUUUCCACAGGCUACUAAAGAUUUAGAGAGACCUGACGAAUGCUGAAGAAAUUACAUUGGCCUCUGCCUAACUGCUUCGAUGACUUAUCAGCAAACAAAAUCCCGUACAGUACUAUAGCGUACAUAGUAGGCUAGAACUAAGGUCAAAAUUAGAUUAAUGUACCACAAAUUGGAUUGUUUCAUGAACACAGUUUUCAGAAGUGUUGAAAGAUGUUGAAUGAAAGUCUGAUUUGAUCAAACUUGCAAGCAUCAUGUUAUUCCAACAUACCCCAGCAAUGUGGUCAAAUAACUCCAAACUUUUUACUCAACAAAUUAUUACGUAAAGUUCUUUCUUAAAAAGAAAACAUAAUGUUGAAUAGAUACAGCCCAUUGUUAGCGUUUGUGUCAAAUGAAAUGAGUACAAAACAUCUCAGUAUUACUGUGCAUGUAUUUAGUUUAUUAAAGAAACAGUGAUUAAACAGAACUGACAACAUUUUGUAAACACUUUUAUUUUGCUUUCCCACCUGAUUCUUAUCGAUUUUCAUCAAAUUGCACUUUAAGGACUGUUCAAGUAGCAAAGAAAAAAACAAAUCAAAAAAUAUUUAAUACAUGUACAUGUACACUUACAUCACAUGUACAACCCUGUCAAAAUGUCCCAGCAGUGUGUAAUUUUGCCACCUGCAGGAAAUUAAAAUUUGUACAGUGUAUUUUCCACCUACAGUACUUCACACUGGAGUUCACUAAUCCUGAUCAAUAACAAAUCCAUCUCUGUUUAUCAGGGGUUUCAUUCACAUUUUCAGCAGGAGCACAACUGGUUUUCACAGGUGGACAAAACUAUAAGAACUAAACUUCUUUGUAAGAAAAACUUUCCGCUAUAUGGGCAAAAAUUGUCCUUACAGCCGGUCAAUUUACUUGGUGUCCGGCCCUUGAUGAAACCCCUGGUCCAUUAUUGUCUGCUACUGUUAUCCAGCUGCUUGUGCCUACAAAACAUUUUGACAGGGCUACAUGUAUUUAGCUAUUGGUGUAGACUAUUCGAGUAAAUCCUCUUUCAAUUUCAUUUCUUCUCAUUGUUACACUAGCUGACACAACAUGUUAAUUUUAUAGACGUACAGUACAUGUAUGUGUGCUUUUAAAUAAUAUCACAUUAGACAUUUUCUCAUUUCUCACAAACAUACAUUGCUGUGCAACAAGGGUGAGCAAAAACAAUCAAUAAAAUACAUUAUUUACUUCUCAGUUUCCAGCACUGUUAGUAGUUUCUCUAAGACUCUACAAUGUGUUUGUUAUGAUUUUGUGAACAGACAGGAGAACGUUUGAAGCCAUUCUGCUAACACACAGCAAUGACACAGCAUUGAGUAACUUUAAAUUGGACAUGAACAUACAAGUGAUGUGGAAAACAGUAGCCUUAGGAGCUUUGAGGACUGUCUACUCUUGCUCCACAAUAACAUCGCAAACUAACGGUUUGUCCUCAACUUCAACAUGUGAAUUACUCCACCGUUCCCCCUUCUUUUUUGUUGAUGUUUAUCCAGCCCCAUUUACCCUCUCCCCUUACUAAGGGAUGUAGAGACUACUGAAUUUAGAGCUUGGUCUUUAGAUAAGCUGACAGGAAUGUCAAAUAGCCUAAAUGUGGCAUGACACUUCAAGCAACAAUUAUUGUGAGUUAAGGUUACUGAGGUUGGGCUAGGGAAAAGGAAAGGUUCAACUUGCCUUUAAAGCAAAUAACUGACGGUUGGCUAUCUGACAAGAUGUUACAUGUUGAUAAACUCCUCAGAAACUAUGUUCCCCCGUCCCCCUUAUUGGCAAUUGACAAAAGACAGUGAUUUAUGUUAAGUUUAAAGCUGGACAUUCAAAAAGCAAUCCUUCAGUGAAAUAAAAAACAAAAUCAAUGUAUUCUGGCCACCAACAGAUUUCAAUCGCUUUGAUUUCUGACAUGCCAUUAAAAAUAAAUUAUAAAUUUCCCAGAAGGAGCAAUGCACAAGAUUCAGU